UGUUAGUACUAAGAUCAAGUCCCUAGAGUAUAACUAUGACAACUUGGAAAUGUUAAGAAAUUUUCCAGAAAUCAUGAGAUCUGGAAGGACAAGAAAAUGAUAAGACUUUUAAUCGUUUUCGUUUGCUUCCUCUCAUUGUGCAACCAUCUUUAACCCACAGUAUCUCUCUUAACACUUAACGAUGAUAUAGUCUGGGCAUUCCUCCUGGGGUCUAGGAACAGCAUGAACAAUAGUGAAUACAGAGGAGUUGGUUUGCGCAGGUCUUUCAUGUACACUGUUGAAGCAACCAAAAGCAGAACAGAAACAUUAAACAUUACCAACGGGUUACAAGCUGCAGAGCUGGAAAAAACAGUAGCAACAAUGGUACUGAAGAUAUGCAUGUUCGAGUUGCAAUGUAUAUAUUUCUAGUUUUGGUUUCUGUACAAAGGAGGACAAUAGCAUAAGAAUAUGCAUACUAUCUAAUGGUAGUUUCAAACAAGACGCAACCCCGCCACGGAAUCAAAACCAUUGUCCAAGCUACCAUAUAAAACCAUCUACGAAUAGGCAGAGAUAUAGAUACGAGAAAUGUGAGCUUCUAUACUAUAAGAACGUCCUCAUGAACCGCAUGACAGAUACUUGGAGAAGGGACCUAGAAAAACCUUUGAUGAGCAAGAAAGAACUGCCGAUGACAGUGCCAGAGAUCUUAAAAACUUGUUAACACACAAAACAGCCCAAGAAACAAUCAAUCAACUAACAGCUACUUAUUUGCAUUGCACAGUGAUAAAAAUCUAUAUUACAAACUAACAAGAUGGAUCACUGAAGCAAAACUAAAAGUAUAUUCAUUUGUUAUCUUCUUUUCAAGCAACUUAACAACUCAUUCAACUCUCAAGUCUCAAACUACUAAACGACAACGGUCUCUCACAACCACAAGUUUCUCUAGUUAUCCACAGCCACACACACAGUUUUAUCCACAAGCCCUCAUCCCAAUUCAGAAACCAAAAAACAAAGUUUCAAUCUUUCAACAUUUCGUUUGCGAAAGUUCGAAACUUUAACAAGAAAAACAGAGACCACCAUGCUUCUCAGAGUCCCUCCUCCUCCACCUUCUCUCCGGAUAAGAGCAUCCUCCUCACAACCCUCACAAGCUUCCUUCCCCACGGCGAGCUACUCAACCACCGACGAGGCUCUUCUCUCCAAAGGCUUCCUCCUCCGGCGCACCCCGCAAGGCCUAAACCUAGACCACCUCAACUCCGUCUUCGUCUCCGUGGGCUUCCCGCGGCGAGACACGGCGAAGAUCGAACUCGCGCUGCAGCACACGGACGCGAUGCUGUGGGUGGAGUGCGGGAAGACGGGAAAGCCGGUGGCUUUCGCGAGAGCGACGGGAGACGGAGUGUUCAACGCGAUCAUAUGGGACGUUGUGGUUGAUCCCAAGUUCCAAAGCUUGGGGCUUGGGAAGGCGGUGAUGGAGAGGCUGAUCGAGGAUUUGCAGAGGAAGGGGAUCUGUAAUAUUGCUCUGUAUUCGGAGCCUAGGGUUUUAGGGUUUUAUCGGCCGUUAGGGUUUGUUUCGGAUCCGGAUGGGAUCCGAGGGAUGGUGUUUGUAAGGAAACAGAGGAAUAAGAAAUGAAAAGGAAUGAACCUUUUUUUUUUUGGGAUUUAAGAUUACAAAACAGAGAAGGUUUUAAGUAGAUAAAGUUUGAAUCUUUGUGAUGGUCUCUGUAACUACUAUACUUUGUCGUGGAAACAGAGAAGCUUCUAUAAGUAGAUAAAGUUUGGAACUUUGUGAUGGAAUUGUUAAGAAGUGGGUUUGAGAUGGUGGAGGAAGGUGAUGGAGCAGAGGAUGGUGGUGAUGAGAGAGAAGAAGCCUAAGCCGAUCAUUAGAGAGAUUCCGGCGAUGAUUAUAUCCAUUGCUGUCUGCACGCUUAUUCCAAUCAUUCUCUUACAAAAUCCGAUAAGAUUUGUUUGAAGGAGAAAAGCCUUUGGCUUUGACACGUUUGCCGAGACUACCAGAGCUUAGUUCAGUUUCAUACACACAUAUACAUAUAUAUAUAGAGAGAUAUAACACGUGUAGAAUAGUUUCGAGAUUACAUCAUCCCAUGUGACUUUUCUAUCGUUAUUUGGUCGGGUUUUAUGUAUUUUACUAAAGUAAACAGCUUUUCUCUGACUGAUUCAUGGAAAGUGGAAUCAAGUUCUGGGCAUGAGUUGAGGAAAUAUUGGCAAAAGGGUAUUAUUACAGAAACCUUACAACUCUGAGUCGAGCAAACAUUGGCAAGUUUCUGUCAGGGAAAAUGGGGAAUGUAGCUAGAGAAGUAGGCAAUGUUGUUGGAGUGACUGGUCUGUAUCAGAGCAGAAACAAAAGGGAGGGAGCUUUAAUGGCUCUGCCGCCUUCAGGUUAUCCUUUAGUGUGUUUCCUAAUAACAGGAGCAAGAUCAUCUUGCUCACUCCUCUUCAGUAAAUAUAAGAAUUGGAUAGCCCUCUUAUCAACCGAGAGCAGCUACAACAAAAACAACGCAGGCAGAUAUACUCUUUAGACAUGGUACUUCCAAGACAAAGGAAAAUCCAAAUGAGAGGUCUUGGUUCUGACCAAAGAUUAAACUGC
This is a messenger RNA of Eruca vesicaria subsp. sativa (arugula), 2572 nucleotides long. NCBI's taxonomy places the organism in Eukaryota, Viridiplantae, Streptophyta, Magnoliopsida, Brassicales, Brassicaceae. The record is from the annotation of a GenBank genome assembly.